CCCUCAAUCGUUCCCAUCUCUGCCUCUCCUCUCUAAAUCCCUUCAACAACAUGAAUCUCUUCCUCAAAUACAUGAUCCCUUCUUGCUCCUGCUUCGCCACUCCCUCGGCCUCCAAAAUCGUCGACAUCGACCCCGAACAACAUCCAAUCCAGCAGUUCGAUCCGUCCGAAAUCAAAAAUCUCAUUUUCAACACCAAAACUUCUUCUAUUAUAGGCCAAGGAGGCUUCAGCACCGUCUACCUUGCGAACCUCGCCAAUCCUCGGGCUGCGGCCUUCAAGGUCCACGAACCCAGCCAACGCCUCUACAAAAUGUUCCGUCAAGAACUCGACGUCCUCUUAAGCAUUCGGCCGCACCCAAACAUCGUCCGACUUCUCGGCUACAGCGACAACUGCGGUGGCGAAUCAGGAGUGCUUGUAUUCGAGCAUGUUCCCAACGGAACGCUGCAUGAAUCGCUCCAUCGCCGUACUAAGUUCAUGCUUUCUUGGUCCCAACGCAUGUCCAUUGCGUAUCGACUGGCGACCGCAUUAAAUUAUCUGCACGAAGAGUGCGAGCUUCCGAUUAUCCACGGCGAUAUCAAAGCGUCGAACGUGCUUCUUGAUGAUGACAAGAGCCCAAAACUUUGUGACUUUGGGUUUGCCAGAAUGGGAUUCUCUGCCACGGUCGAGCGAUCGGCGAACCCAAUGAUGGGGUCGCCGGGUUAUGUGGACCCGUGUUAUUUGAGGACUGGGUUGGUCUCGAAGAAGAGCGACGUGUACAGCUUCGGAGUGCUGAUUUUGGAGCUGAUUAGCGGGAUGGAGGCGUUUUGUGAUGAGAAGUCGAGAAUGCUGACGGCGGUGAUGAGGCCGCGAUUGAAGGAGAUGGCUGCGGAAGAGAUCGUGGAUGCGAGGCUUGGAGGAGAGUAUGAUAGAGAUGAGGCUGUGAUCAUGGCCAGGAUUGCAGGGAGAUGUAUUGGAGAGAAUCCGAGCCUUCGGCCGGCGAUGGGCGAGAUAUUGGAAUUGAUGAGAAAGGAUGUACCGUCGGCUGCGUUUUGUAGGACGCCGAGUGGCGUGAAAAAUACUUGAAUUCUUCUCUAGUGUAAAUGAAGUUAGUGUAACAGUGUUGUUAUACUUGUAUAAUAAAAACCACUUUAAUCAA
Messenger RNA from Asparagus officinalis (garden asparagus), 1134 nucleotides. RefSeq names its product probable receptor-like protein kinase At4g10390. Gene Ontology annotation, biological process: protein phosphorylation. The record is from RefSeq and is a predicted model, not a curated record. Gene Ontology annotation, cellular component: plasma membrane. The transcript has a single exon. Bases 51 to 1061 code for a protein of 336 amino acids. NCBI's taxonomy places the organism in Eukaryota, Viridiplantae, Streptophyta, Magnoliopsida, Asparagales, Asparagaceae. Gene Ontology annotation, molecular function: protein kinase activity; ATP binding.